AUGAGGGCCGCCGCGGCCUUCGCCCUGCUCGCUUCCGCGCGGGCGGGCGAUGCGUGCAACGGGAAGUACACCGACGAGAAGAGCUGCAGCGCGGAUUCCGCGUGCACCUGGUGCAAGGCCGCGGCGGUGCCGAGCGCCUGCUUCCAGAAGGAGGACGCAAAGCGCCUGCCGUCCGGCGUCUUCACCUGCGGCGGUGGCCGCCAGCGCAGGAACGAGCUCCUCGCACGCGAGGUGCAGGAGGGCAUGGGCAUCGUGUGGCGCGGCAACGCCUCCAACUCUCACGAGCUGCUGCUGUCUGAUGCCGAGUACCCCGAGGAGUUCAACUGGUGCAGCAAGGAUGGCAAGAGCUUCUGCACCAUGAACCUCAACCAGCACAUCCCCCAGUACUGCGGCUCCUGCUGGGCUCAUGGGGCGGUGUCUGCGCUCGCUGACCGUGUCAAGAUCGCCCGCAACGCCGAGGGAAUCGACGUCAACCCGUCCGUGCAGCACAUCCUCAACUGCGGCGGCGUGGGCAGCUGCCACGGUGGAUCGAUCGACGGAGUGUACCAGUGGCUGAAGAAGAUCUCCGACAGCGGCAGUGGACUGAGCUAUGCGACUGCCCAGCCCUACAUGGCGUGCUCCUCGGAGUCCACGGAGGGCUUCUGCAAGCAAGUCGACUGGACGUGCAAGCCCGAGAACAUUGCGCGCACCUGCGGGAGCUUCGACCACGAGGGCGGCGCUUGCUCCGGCCUCAGCUCGUACCCGAACGUCACCAUUUCCGACUACGGCUCCAUCAGCGGCAAGGAUGCCAUGAUGAAGGAGAUCUAUGCCCGCGGUCCUAUUGCCUGCGGCAUCGACGCGAACCCGCUGCUGAACUACGAAAACGGCGUGAUUACAACGCCGAGCGAGUCAAUCGACCAUGUUGUAUCGGUCGUCGGCUGGGGCAAGGACGAGGAGAACGGCGGCUACUGGAUCGUGCGCAAUUCGUGGGGCGAGUAUUGGGGCGAGAUGGGCUACGUGCGCGUCGGCUUCGGGGCCCUCAACGUGGAGGGCCAGUGCUCCUGGGCCGUCGUCAAGGACUUCACCGCGCCCGAGAAGUCGAACCAGGUCCACUGCCACGAAGGCGGCGACAACUGCAAGGCACCGAAGGUCCCCCAGCUCGCCAUGGACGACUUCGUGCCUUUCAUCAUCCAGCUGGACACCAACGACCUCUCCAACCGGUCGACCCCGUCCGUGAUCGGGUUCGACCCGCGGCAGAUCCUGGUCGGCGAGGCGGCCGAGAGCAAGAUGACGUCGAGGCCCAAGCAGUUCGUGGCUGACCUCCUGGCCUCCCUCGGCUCCGAGGCUGCGGCGCGGAUGGCCAAGUUUCCCUGCGGCUACGCGGACGGGAGCCUCGGCCCCUUCGAGUUCGACGGCAAGGAGACGGGUGGUGGGCGCGCCCCGGGGCCCGGGGGGCGGAGCGCGCCCGCGCUGCACCGGGGUCGGGCCGCGCCGCCCUGGUACGUGUUUUCGCAGCUUGCCGUAAGCAUGAUUACCACUGUUGCUCACAUCGUGGCCUCAUUCCAACUGUUGGCCCGUUCUGUUUCCGGCAUCCAGACGAGGUCCUCCAGCGAAGCCAUCCUGGGCGUAGACGAACAGUUGGACAGGAAGGCCGGUCUGGGCGUGAUGAACAGGGCGGGCGUCACUCAGUACCACCACAAUGCGUUCAGCGUGGCCAAGGGGACCAAGAGGACGGACGGCACGUUCUUCUGGCCGGAUCCCGCCAACCGUGAGGGGCAAGCGUUUUCUGGCGCGACGGACCUGACGGACAAUGUCUCUUGGGGCUGGCACCAUCCGAGCGGCAUCUACAACACCAUUCCAGUCGGCAGCCCCCUCAUCGACGACGAGUUGAACAUCUACAUGGGGGCCGACGACGCCAUCCGGAAGUUCGACAUCACGGGCGAGAUCAAAUGGAGCUACGCUCCGCGUGGUCAGCUCGCAGCGGCGCCCACUCUUGUCGCUGCCAGCAGCAGGCGCCAGGCGGCCCGUCUGAAGAGCGACUUGAGCGCGGUGGAGGAGGACAUGCUGCGGCCUGACUGGGACAAGGGCAACAGGUCUUCUUUCCGCUUCUUCAAGGAUUUCAUGGUCGGUGACGUCGUCAAGGUGAAGCCUGGCUUGAGCUACCGGGCGGACGGCAAGGAACUUUACAAGGAAGGCGACCAGGGGCUCAUCACCGAUUUCGUCCCGGGAGAUGGCAAGGACAGGAGGGCUGUCAUCGCAUGGAUGCGUACGGGCCACAAGAGUGUGCUUGAUCUCCACUCUAUCAAGAGCCGCUUCGUGCGCGUGCAGUCGACGAAUGUGGAUGCAUCGGUGCCUCCCAUGCUCGUAGGUAGCACCACCGCCGGUUACGUGUUCGCGAUCGACCUGGAGAACGGAGAGGAGCUUUGGGCAACGUGGGCCUCGAACGACAUUUCUGGCGUCAAGGGGGCUGUGGCAGCCAAGGAUGGAAUCGUAGUGGUUGCAACCGACAGGUGCACUGACAGGUAUUGCUACAGGUACCGCAACCAGACCAAUCCUCUCACUCCGGGCAAUUCCAUGGUGCGGGGCUUGAGUGCCGUGGACGGCAGCGCUGUGUGGGAAUUCAAGACCAUGGCGCCUGUGUGGAACAUGGUCCCGCUGUGGGGCCAGGACUCCAACGUGAUGUUCCAGGAUGGGGAGGGCAGGAUGUACUCCCUGGACUUGCAGACUGGCGCCCUUAAUUGGAAGGCAGGUGGCGACAUCGGGACGUACACCGAAGCAGCCGCCGCAUACAGCUCUGAUUACAACGCGGUGUUCGCCCUUGGCGUGGGCUACUACGAUCGAGGCAUUCGCCCUGGCCACACUAACAAGCAUUGUAAUCCUUAUGUGGCACCUGGCAUCCUUGUUAAUUGCUUCACGUGGCCAGGAGCAAGGGGCUGGGUCCGCGGUUACAACGCCACGUCCGGAAGGAAACUCUGGGAGCAGACAACACCAGAGCCGCCAGCCAGCGCCGCCGUCCUCAUGCUCAACAGCCCGAGUAUGCACACCCGCUUGAUCUGGGCUCUCGACCCGCACAACGGCCACAUCCGGUGGAACAGGGACGGCCCGACGCUGUGGUCCGGCCAGUGUGCCGGCGACAAGGACGGCGCCGACAUCCGCAGGGCUAUGGGCGGCCGGGCUGUGUGCCAUCCGAACAGUUGGUCCAUCCCGGCAGCCGACUCGAACGGUGACCUGUAUGUUGGCAACCAGGUAGGCGAGCUGCAGAAGUGGGGCUCGCCGACUGGGCUGACAAGGGACGUCCAGCUGCUCUCGACCCUGACCACCGGCCACGCCUUCCAGGAUGCGGCCAUCGCGUUCGGCAACGGCGUCAUGGCCAUCUCCACGUGCACUUCCCUCAUUGUCUUGCAGACUUCCGCAGACUAUUUUGCGAACGAGACUUGGACAGUCACGGCUGCACCGAACGUUGACGGCAUGCCCGAGGGCUACAAUCCCAGCGGGUGGCGCACGGGUGGCGCGUGA
Messenger RNA from Prorocentrum cordatum, 3495 nucleotides. NCBI's taxonomy places the organism in Eukaryota, Dinophyceae, Prorocentrales, Prorocentraceae. The record is from the annotation of a GenBank genome assembly.